This is a messenger RNA of Emys orbicularis (European pond turtle), 709 nucleotides long. RefSeq names its product glutathione peroxidase 7 (gene GPX7). Gene Ontology annotation, molecular function: glutathione peroxidase activity. Bases 1 to 663 code for a protein of 220 amino acids. NCBI's taxonomy places the organism in Eukaryota, Metazoa, Chordata, Testudines, Emydidae. The transcript is spliced from 3 exons. Gene Ontology annotation, biological process: response to oxidative stress. The record is from RefSeq and is a predicted model, not a curated record.
AUGCAGCACUAUGCUCAGCUGUCUUGCAGCAUGCUAGAUCCUGAGGGCAGUGUGGAGCACAGGGCUUCCUCCUCCUCCUCCAGAGUUUUUCUCAUUCCUCUAGCCAUGCUCCUUGCUGUAGCAGCGCUGCUUUUCUUAGCGUUCGCCGCCUCGCAGCAGAAGGAGAACGAUUUUUAUACGUUUAAAGUGGUAAACAUCAGGGGCAAGCUAGUCUCUCUGGAGAAAUACAGAGGCUCGGUAUCUCUUGUCGUCAAUGUUGCAAGUGAGUGCGGAUUUACAGAUAGCCACUACAAAGCGCUACAACAGUUACAGAGAGACCUUGGCUCACAUCAUUUUAAUGUGCUGGCAUUCCCAUGUAAUCAAUUUGGGCAGCAAGAGCCAGACAGUAACAAAGAAAUUGAGAGCUUUGCCCGAAAGACUUACGGUGCCUCCUUUCCUAUGUUCAGCAAAAUUGCAGUCACAGGUGCCGGUGCUAAUGCUGCCUUCAAAUAUUUAAUUGAAUCCACAGGAGAAGAACCAACCUGGAACUUUUGGAAGUACCUGGUAGCCCCUAAUGGGAAAGUAGUAAAGGCUUGGGACUCAACUGUCACUAUUGAAGAAAUAAAACCUUACAUCACUGAACUUUUGAGGAAAAUCAUCCUGAAACAGAAAGAUGAACUGUGACUUUCAAAAUUCCCAUCAUGUCUAUUAUACCUUGAUUGAUAAUUAG